Molecule: messenger RNA, 1142 nt
Organism: Aphanomyces invadans
Lineage: Eukaryota; Oomycota; Saprolegniomycetes; Saprolegniales; Verrucalvaceae
Exons: 4
Coding region: 35-916 (293 amino acids)
Biological process (GO): isoprenoid biosynthetic process
Molecular function (GO): prenyltransferase activity
Source: RefSeq, a predicted model, not a curated record
CGGCGACAUCAAACUUGGAUUUUGGCGCUACGAGAUGGAGCCAGACGGCGAUCAUGUGCUGCUCGAGCCGUGGAAUUAUAUCCGGGGUAUGCCGCAAAAGAACGUCCGUGCGAUCUUGGUUGAUGCGUUUCAGUUGUGGCUCCAAAUUCCUCCGGACAACAUCACGACGAUCAAGGAAAUCAUCGGAAGUCUGCAUGAUGCGUCGUUGCUGAUUGACGAUAUUGAAGACAACUCAGAGCUGCGGCGUGGUCUACCCGUGGCGCAUGCAAUCUACGGCGUCCCGCUGACGAUCAACUGUGCAAACUUCGUGUUCUUUGUUGCACUCCAGAAAUGCCAUUCGCUGCAAAACGCACGAGCGAUGGACGUCUACAUCAGUGAAAUGAUACACUUGCAUCGGGGUCAGGGUCAGGACAUUCUCUGGCGCGAUACAGCAACUUGUCCGAGCGAAGAAGCGUACAAGGCCAUGGUGAUCAACAAAACGGGCGGUCUCUUUCGACUGGCGGUGGGCCUCAUGCAAGCCUUUAGCACGAAUGACCAAGACUAUGUGCCGCUCGUGAACGAACUGGGGCUGUACUUUCAAAUCCGAGACGACUACAUCAACUUGGUCGACGACGCUUACAUGGAAGGCAAGAGCUUUUGCGAAGACUUGACCGAGGGCAAGUUUUCGUUCCCGCUCAUCUUUGCCAUCCACGCCAACACACACGACACGCGACUCAUGAACAUCCUCAAGCAGCGAACGACCAACGUCAAGAUCAAACAGCACGCCGUCGAGUACAUGGCCCAAGUUGGCGCGUUCUCCCACACCAAGGCAUUCUUGGACGCCUUGUACCAAAGCAUUCUCGACAAGAUCAAUGCUCUAGGUGGAAACUCGGUUCUGGUCGGCCUGGUGCAGAAGCUCCACAGAUCACUUAAGUGAGAGCUCCCUCGAUCGAUCUAGAAUCGACUUGCAUACCAAAGUCAACGACAUCGAUGCACUCGAUACAUGUCAACGUAUUCGUCGCCGAGAUGAAGGGCCGGCGGCCACAGGUCGACGACAUGCCCCCUUCCGACACACAACACCAACCGACACGUUGAAUCUACCGAGUCGGGACGAGGCACAAGUAGUAGUCGUCUUGAUGGUACAUACUUUACAUCUACGCAAC